This is a messenger RNA of Penaeus monodon (black tiger shrimp), 907 nucleotides long. Its product is annotated as protein PELPK1-like. The transcript is spliced from 3 exons. NCBI's taxonomy places the organism in Eukaryota, Metazoa, Arthropoda, Malacostraca, Decapoda, Penaeidae. The record is from RefSeq and is a predicted model, not a curated record. Bases 8 to 814 code for a protein of 268 amino acids.
UCAGGCCAUGGCCAAAGUGGAGGUAUUUUCACCACCAACUGUUGAACCCGAGGUGACCGAGCUACCCUUUGGGGUGGAAAGCAAGGUGACCGAGCCACCCGAGGUGACCGAGCCAGCCGUCGAGGAGGAACCCAAGGUGACCGAGCUACCCGAGGUGACCGAGCCAUCCGUCGAGGAGGAACCCAAGGUGACCGAGCCCGCCGUCGAGGAGGAACCCAAGGUGACCGAGCCCUCCGUCGAGGAGGAACCCGAGGUGACCGAGCCAUCCGUCGAGGAGGAACCCGAGGUGACCGAGCCAUCCGUCGAGGAGGAACCCAAGGUGACUGAGCCAGCCGAGGUGACCGAGCCAUCCGUCGAGGAGGAACCCAAGGUGACCGAGCCAGCCGUCGAGGAGGAACCCAAGGUGACCGAGCCAGCCGUCGAGGAGGAACCCAAGGUGACCGAGCCAUCCGUCGAGGAGGAACCCAAGGUGACCGAGCCAUCCGUCGAGGAGGAACCCGAGGUGACUGAGCCAUCCGUCGAGGAGGAACCCGAGGUGACCGAGCCAGCCGUCGAGGAGGAACCCGAGGUGAUCGAGCCAUCCGUCGAGGAGGAACCCGAGGUGACCGAGCCAUCCGUCGAGGAGGAACCCGAGGUGACCGAGCCAUCCGUCGAGGAGGAACCCGAGGUGACCGAGCCAGCCGUCGAGGAGGAACCCGAGGUGACCGAGCCAUCCGUCGAGGAGGAACCCGAGGUGACCGAGCCAUCCGUACGAGAUGUUCGAGAAGAUAACCAGUUGCUGUAUUAUAUAGUUCAUUCAUUCCUCAGCAAUUGAGGGUCCGUUAGUGGACGUUGAAACUUUAUAUAAUAAAGUUUCACAAUUCUCAAAUCAGAGAUGGAAGAGUGACGAAUGAUAACCCUAGAAGAA